CUCCUUUCCGAGUGUUGUGAUCCAUUUCAAAGUUUUGAGUAAGGAGUCACCUAAGAUUGUAACCUCGAGGCUCCGCCUACGACAACUCUCCUUCUCUCGUUGCCCCGUCCCGUUCCGCCUUAUCCUCAUCAAGAUCGUCUAGGCCAUGGACAUUGCUCCUGGCACCAAUGGGCCACGCUCCUUCAUGUCAUCGUAUGUAUCUCCUUCCUCGCACCAAGCAGACCUCACUCUAAGUGCCUCACAAUUGUUAGACUGUAUCACCUGUGAUGGUCUGAUUCAAUAUCAGCCACUUCCCUUGCGGUCUGCAAUGAGGUCUACUGCUGCCCGACCUGAGCGAGGCUCUGGAAGCAAGCCUCAUAACAAUGCCCAAAUUAGGCCUGCAACUCCAACAUCAUCCUGCAAAUUGCCUCCAGAAACCAGCCCUUCGGUCAGAAACGAGUGUACACAGACUUCCGACGAGGCGUUGAGCUUGACGGCUGCGCACAAAUGGCAAGCGUGACUUCCCACCUAGCAGGCGCCUUCUCCAAGACGAGAACAU
Messenger RNA from Mytilinidion resinicola, 538 nucleotides. RefSeq lists its product as uncharacterized. Bases 146 to 499 code for a protein of 117 amino acids. NCBI's taxonomy places the organism in Eukaryota, Fungi, Ascomycota, Dothideomycetes, Mytilinidiales, Mytilinidiaceae. The transcript has a single exon. The record is from RefSeq and is a predicted model, not a curated record.